AUGCCCAUCGGAUAUAUCGACUCGGUGUAUAAAGAUCCUAUUGACGUUUACCAUAACGAAGAUGUAUCUGUUGGUGGCAUUGACGAAGAUGGCAACCGCAUCAUUGUCGAAGUGGAUGAAUUCAAGUUUGGGAAGCGUAAAAGCCACAAAGGCCAUCGUGUUGAAGGUGUGUGGGUUGUUGGCGGUGUCGAGCGUACUCCUGAACGCAAGAUUUUUGUGACAACCGUCGAAGAUCGCAAGAAGGAUACUUUGCACCUCAUCUUGAGUAAUUACAUCAAAGAAGAUAGCGAAAUUCGAACGGACUGUUGGAAGGGGUACAAUGGUCUCGCACGUAUUCCUAGCAAACGCUACCGCCAUGAGAUUGUCAACCACGCCAAGGAGUUCAAGACUGCAGCUGGUGUUCAUACAAAUACCAUCGACGGAACCUGGAAUGGCAUCAAGUCCAUUAUUAAGGCCCGCCACAGAACAGCUCCGAUCAUGAAGUAUCGUCUUGUCGAGUUCAUUUUCCGUCGCAAGCAUGCUGGGAACCUCUGGGGUGGCAUUAUCAAGGCAUUAAAAGAAGUCAAACGGGAACGUAGCGAUUUGGAUCACGAUGAUUCGGAGUUCAAUGAUAAUACGCAAUGGGAAACCGAUACCGAGGAUGAUGAUGACACAUCAGGUGAAUACACAGCUGACUCUCAUAGAAAACGCCCUAGAGGCCAAUAA
Molecule: messenger RNA, 705 nt
Organism: Lichtheimia ornata
Lineage: Eukaryota; Fungi; Mucoromycota; Mucoromycetes; Mucorales; Lichtheimiaceae
Exons: 7
Coding region: 1-705 (234 amino acids)
Source: RefSeq, a predicted model, not a curated record